AUGGCCAUACAUUUAAAGAUUGUGAUCAUAUUUUCCGCGUGGUUUUUGAACGAGGAAGUUCGUUCAGCGUCGAGAUAUCGACGCCUUAGUUUGGCGGAACCGUCGCCUAACUACUAUUUUGAUCACGUCCAGGGUUAUCCAGGAACUUACACUUUCGGUUACGACGUGACCGAUCCUGGUACGGGUAAUGUACAAUACCGCAAGGAGGAGCGCUUUCCUAAUGGUACCGUGAUGGGCACUUAUGGAUAUCUCGACCCAUUUGGACGAAUACGUCGCUACAAAUAUGUCGCCAACGAGGAUGGAUAUAGGGUUUAUAACGUACCCCAGACUGCCGAGAUAGUCCAAAUUUUCAACGGUCAGAAAGCCAGUACAGAAUCCUCCGUUACUUGGACCCGGCCAGGAAAAUCUAAAAAGAAGAAAACACAAGAAGAAAAACCGGUCUUUUUGAAUGGGUUCAAAAACGAUAAUAAAUAUUUUAAUCUAAAACCACCCAGUUACUAUGCGAUUGAU
This is a messenger RNA of Iphiclides podalirius (scarce swallowtail), 510 nucleotides long. Lineage: Eukaryota; Metazoa; Arthropoda; Insecta; Lepidoptera; Papilionidae. The record is from the annotation of a GenBank genome assembly.